Molecule: messenger RNA, 1373 nt
Organism: Nymphaea colorata (pocket water lily)
Lineage: Eukaryota; Viridiplantae; Streptophyta; Magnoliopsida; Nymphaeales; Nymphaeaceae
Product: transcription factor MYB1-like
Exons: 2
Coding region: 99-1145 (348 amino acids)
Biological process (GO): regulation of DNA-templated transcription
Cellular component (GO): nucleus
Molecular function (GO): RNA polymerase II cis-regulatory region sequence-specific DNA binding; DNA-binding transcription factor activity, RNA polymerase II-specific
Source: RefSeq, a predicted model, not a curated record
UUUCAGCUGCUGCCGUUAGUUAGGUGGUGUUCCCCGUCCGUGUUUUGGGUGUGAGCCUGUGCGCUUGCCGGUUCGGGGACAACGGGAGAGAGAGAGAGAUGAAGCAGAGAGAGGGUGGAGGCAGCGGCGCCAGCGGUAGUAGAGGCAACGUCGUGGAGGAGAGAAUAAAGGGGCCAUGGUCGCCGGAGGAGGACGCAGUUCUCAGCCGCCUUGUCGGCAAGUUCGGGGCGAGGAAUUGGAGCCUCAUCGCCCGCGGGAUUCCCGGCAGGUCUGGCAAGUCCUGCCGCCUCCGAUGGUGCAACCAGCUGGACCCCGGUGUCAAGCGCAAGCCCUUCACUGAGGAAGAGGAUCGAAUUAUCAUUGCUGCACAUGCUAUACAUGGUAAUCGGUGGGCUUCUAUUGCAAGACUGCUGCAAGGACGAACAGAUAAUGCAAUAAAAAACCAUUGGAAUUCCACUCUCAGGCGUAGGUGCCUGGAACUUGAUAAGUUGAGGCCACCAUCAUGUGAUGCAUUAGGUGAUAUCAGGGGAGAGAAAACCAAAGUAUCUGAUGGAAACGUGACACCUGCAGAUGUAGAUCCCCUUCAAAUGGCUGUAGACAAGGGUGUUGUCAACCAUUCGACAGACAUCACAGAACAACCUGAGGAGAAGGUUAAACCUAAUAACGAGACAAAGAAGAAAGCAAACAACCUUUUUCGGCCAGUUGCGAGGCCAAGUGCAUUCAACUUAUAUAAUCCUACAGAUGGUUCUGUAUCCUUCAGGCCUAUUCAGUUGCCCCUCCAAGGCUGCAAAUCUGAAAUAGGAGUGAGCAACUGUCUACCCAAAGAUUCUAGUGAAGCGCAGGUGCCAUCAAGAUGUGGACAUGGAUGCUGUGACAUGGAAUGGGGAAUCCGCCGUAAAAACUCACUCUUGGGGCCCGAGUUUGUAGAGUAUGUGGAAAUUCCACCUCUGUUAGGGCAUGAACUGUCCUCCAUAGCAGCAGAAUUAUGUAAUCUUGCAUGGGUCAAGAGCCAGGCAGAAACUGGAACUACACCGGAAUCGGCUGAUGAUCCUGGCCAGGAUCAUAUACAGAAGGUUGAAGUGCUCAGGGAUGCGAAUCUACCAGAAUCACAAAAUUUUGAGAACAAUGGCAACAAGUUACUGUAAUGGUAACUACUGGUGCAUUGGCCUUACUCUGUGCGCCCUUUCUUCUGAGACAACUGAGAAAUGCUGCCUCCUAAUGAGCAGCCCCAAGUUUUUGUGGACGGAAGGCACAAUUCUCUCCUUCUAGAGGAUCAAUGCGGAGGAUCUGUAUGAGCUUCAAAUGAAGGAUGGGCUCCUUACCGUGUGCUUUGCCGUGUAAAAGGAAGCAUCUAUCCAAUUUUAUUUGUUAUA